AUGCCACCUCCGGUGCGGCACCUUAUCUUGCCGUUCGACCUCCGAGACGACCCUAGCGCCAUGUGGGACUCCAAAAAGCGAGAUAUGAUGUCAAGCAUCUUUCCAGGAACGACAGGUAUUUCAAGCGACCGAUUGUUCGUCAGGAAUGGUUCCAUCGCUGAAGACCGAAACGGCCGAGAUAUGGAGGAUUGGAAGCCGCUGUUCCACAUCAUCAAGGACCACUUCGAAGGCCUAGGAGUCUCGAUUACCGAAGUCAUAUACUGGGGCGACUUUGUAUACAUCGUCUUGAAGCACCGUGAUACUGAUUUCAGCAAACUGCCGUGCCAAGCAGCAAACAUCAGCUGUGUCUACUUGUUCGAUGAUGAGAUGGGAAGACCGCCCGCACCGCAAGCUCGCCGUCUUCUCGAUCCAACUCCAGGGAAUCCGGACGACAGCCAGUACGACACCCUACAGCCCAGGCUGAGAGAUAGAGUUGGUAACGAAUUCAUGACUGUGGCCUCGCAUGGAUUCUCUGGCGAAUAUGGCACGCAAAUUGGCGAGCUUAUCAUGGAAGUUUCACACACAGACGUCGCGCUCAACGACGAUACUCCGCAGCCUGUUUGGCUCAAAAAACUCACCCUGACCAAGGAAUGUCAAACCGGCGAUAUGGUUUACUUGGAUUCGCCCGACACCGGCUGCAUCGAAGGGAUGUUAAUGAAGUCGUCAUUCCAAGCAGUCCCCAGUGACGACGGCUCACCAGAACAGCAGUGGGUCUUCACAGCCUGGUACUACCUAGGCCAAGACUCAGCAAUCAACCUUCCUGAAGAAAUAUGUGGCAGUGCCAUCUGGAAAAAGGACGGGGAUGUCUUGGGAUUUUUCAGAUACGCUCCAAAAGAAGGGUUCAUGAUGGACUGGUGCGCCGGAAUUGCUGCUGGUGAGCUCAUUACCCGAGGGUUUACCCUUGUCAAUACGGGCGAUAGAGCAUGA
Lasiosphaeria miniovina is the source of this 966-nucleotide messenger RNA. RefSeq lists its product as uncharacterized. Bases 1 to 966 code for a protein of 321 amino acids. Lineage: Eukaryota; Fungi; Ascomycota; Sordariomycetes; Sordariales; Lasiosphaeriaceae. The record is from RefSeq and is a predicted model, not a curated record. The transcript has 5 exons.